Messenger RNA from Sceloporus undulatus (fence lizard), 2608 nucleotides. RefSeq names its product gelsolin (gene GSN). Lineage: Eukaryota; Metazoa; Chordata; Lepidosauria; Squamata; Phrynosomatidae. Gene Ontology annotation, cellular component: cytoplasm; actin cytoskeleton. The transcript is spliced from 17 exons. The record is from RefSeq and is a predicted model, not a curated record. Gene Ontology annotation, biological process: actin polymerization or depolymerization; actin filament severing; barbed-end actin filament capping. Bases 100 to 2361 code for a protein of 753 amino acids. Gene Ontology annotation, molecular function: phosphatidylinositol-4,5-bisphosphate binding; actin filament binding.
CUCUCUCUUCUCUGUCUUCUCUGGGAGGCAGAUUCAAGAAGAAGAGCAAGCUCCGUCAAGUCCUAGGGUUGGCCCAUUGGCAGAAUAAGAGAUCCAAAGAUGAUGGCGCGGUGGGGAUUUGCUCCGCUCAUUGCUGCUCUGGCUGUGCUCUCGGCUUCGCCUGUUAGCAUGGUGGAGCAUGCCGAAUUCCUCAAAGCCGGGAAGGAGCCAGGCCUUCAGAUCUGGAGGAUCGAGAAGUUCGAUCUGGUGCCGGUGCCAAAGAACCUCUAUGGUGAUUUCUUCACCGGAGAUGCCUACGUGAUCCUCAACACCAUCCGGCAACGGAGCGGGAAUCUGCAGUAUGAUCUCCAUUUCUGGCUGGGGGACCAGUGCAGCCAGGAUGAGAGUGGGUCCGCUGCUAUUUUCACGGUACAACUAGAUGAUUAUCUCGGUGGGAAGGCAGUCCAGCAUCGGGAGGUGCAAGGGCACGAAUCAUCAACUUUCCUGGGGUACUUCAAAUCAGGCCUCAAGUACAAAGCUGGUGGUGUGGCUUCCGGCUUCCGUCACGUGGUUCCCAAUGAAGUGACCGUCCAGCGACUCUUCCAAGUCAAAGGCAGGCGGACGGCACGAGCGACAGAGGUCCCCGUCAGCUGGGACAGCUUCAAUAGCGGCGAUUGUUUCAUCUUGGAUUUGGGCAAUUUUAUUCACCAGUGGUGCGGCUCUCAAGCCAAUCGGUUUGAAAGGCUAAAAGCCACAGAGGUUGCCAAAGGGAUCCGGGAUAAUGAGAGAAGUGGCCGUGCCAGGGUCUAUGUUGAGGAUGAAGGUGCUGAGCGACAAGAGAUGCUUCAGGUCCUGGGACCCAAGCCUAGUCUGCCGGAAGGCACAGUCGAUGACGCCCGAGCCGACGUGACCAACAGGAGACUGGCUAAACUCUACAAGGUCUCCAACGGUGCAGGGAAUAUGGCCGUUUCUCUGGUGGCGGAUGAAAAUCCAUUCUCUCAGUCAGCCUUGAACUCAGAGGACUGCUUCAUCCUGGACCAUGGCACCGAUGGCAAAAUCUUCGUAUGGAAAGGUAAAAACGCCAAUGCUGAAGAAAGGAAGGCCGCCUUGAAAACGGCCUCAGAAUUCAUCACCAAGAUGAAUUAUCCGCGACAAACACAGAUCCAAGUCCUUCCAGAAAGUGGGGAAACCCCUCUGUUCAAACAAUUCUUCAAGAACUGGCGCGACAGGGACCAGACGGAGGGGCUUGGGGUAGCCUACGUCUCCGGUAGUGUUGCCAAGAUCGAAAAAGUGCCUUUCGAUGCUGCCACAUUGCAUGUCACCCCGACUAUGGCGGCCCAGCAUGGCAUGGAAGAUGAUGGCACUGGGAACAAACAGAUCUGGAGAGUGGAAGGUUCCACAAAGGUGCCAGUCGAUCCUUCAAGCUACGGUCAGUUCUAUGGCGGAGACAGCUAUAUCAUCUUGUACGAUUACAGGCAUGGAAACCGGCAGGGGAAAAUCAUCUACACCUGGCAAGGUGCCGAUUCCUCACAAGACGAAAUUGCAGCAUCUGCUCUCCUUACUGUCCAACUGGAUGAGGAGCUGGGAGGUAUUGCAGUGCAGAAACGGGUAGUCCAGGGCAAAGAGCCACCUCACCUCAUGAGCCUAUUUGGUGGGAAGCCUUUGAUCGUGUACCAAGGCGGCACCUCCAGGGAUGGCGGUCAGACAAGCCCUGCAGCAACGCGGCUUUUCCAGGUCCGGUCCAGCACUUCUGGUGCCACCAGAGCUGUGGAGAUAAAUGCAGCUGCAAAAGAACUCAACUCCAAUGAUGCCUUUGUGUUGAAAACUCCCUCCGCAGCUUACCUCUGGGUGGGCCAAGGAGCCAGUAACAGUGAGAAGUCUGGGGCUCAGGAGCUGCUGAAGAUUUUGGGAGCGCGGGGAACCCAAGUUGUUGAAGGCAGAGAACCAGAUGCUUUCUGGGAUGCUCUUGGUGGUAAAGCUCCAUACCGCACCUCUCCACGCCUGAAGGACAAGAAGAUGGAUGCUCACCCCCCUCGACUCUUUGCCUGCUCUAACAAGAUCGGGCGCUUCAUAAUUGAAGAAGUGCCUGGAGAGCUGACCCAGGAUGAUUUGGCCACAGAUGAUGUUAUGCUCUUGGACACCUGGGACCAGGUCUUCAUGUGGGUUGGAAAAGAUGCCCAGGAAGAGGAGAAGACAGAAGCAGAGGCAUCAGCAAGGAGAUACAUCGAGACAGAUCCUUCCAACCGCGACAGGAGAACUCCCAUCACGCUCAUCAGACAAGGGCAUGAGCCACCGACUUUCACUGGCUGGUUCCUGGGCUGGGAAGACGAUUACUGGGAAGUUGAUCCGUUGGAGAGAGCCCUGGCGGAGCUGUCUGCAUAAAGACGGAAGCCGCUUUCUCUUUCUCACUCCUUCGUAUAUUGGAAGAAACAAAAGAUCUAGUGCCUUUCUGGCCUCUGGUGAGGUCCUUCCUUCUUCCACCAGACACAGAAGUGUGGCCUUUUCUAGCAAUCAGUAGCCCAAGGCUCUGUGCAAUAGCUGAGAUCCUCCCCAUAAACUGUUAUCCUUGUUUAUUUUCCUACUUCUUUGAGAACGGCCUUUAAUAAAGCUUACCUGGAACUUGUUAAAA